Onychostoma macrolepis is the source of this 4746-nucleotide messenger RNA. RefSeq names its product kinesin-like protein KIF2A. Gene Ontology annotation, molecular function: microtubule motor activity; ATP binding; microtubule binding. The record is from RefSeq and is a predicted model, not a curated record. Gene Ontology annotation, biological process: microtubule-based movement. NCBI's taxonomy places the organism in Eukaryota, Metazoa, Chordata, Actinopteri, Cypriniformes, Cyprinidae.
UGCGCCGCUGCCGCUGAUCAACUUCUCCCGUGAAAGCCGCUCAAAAUCCUCCAUACAGAUCCUGGCACACACAUGAGGCAUGGCAAGUCUCUUCGGGAAGAUCCAGAUCGGCAUUUAUGUGGAGAUCAAGCGCAGUGAUGGAAGAAUCCACCAGGCCAUGGUGACGUCACUGAACGAAGACAAUGAGAGCGUGACGGUGGAGUGGAUUGAAAACGGAGACACAAAAGGGAAAGAGAUCGAUCUGGAGAGCAUAUUUGCACUAAAUCCAGACAUUGCACCUGAAGAGGAAACUCAAAGUCCUGAGACCCCUCCGCCGCCCGUGUCCAGUGCCAUCAAAAUCAACAAGAUCCCUCAAAACAAGAAUCGUCGAACAGUAGCGCCACCGAAAAAUGAAACGCCUGCAAGGGAUAAUCGAGUCACUGUAGGUACGACUCGAGCGCGGCCGAGCCAACAGACCGAACCUCCUCCAUCAGCGCCCAUCCCACCUCCACCCAUCCAACACCAGACCCUACAGCAGCAGAACGCUCGCAGGAAGUCCAACUGCGUGAAGGAAGUGGAGAAACUUCAAGAGAAGCGGGAGAAGAGACGAUUACAGCAGCAGGAGCUGAGAGAGAAAAGAGCACAGGAAGUCGAUGUCAUAACCCCUAAUUAUGAAAUCAUGUGCAUGAUCCGGGACUUCAGAGCGAGUUUGGACUACAGACCGCUGACCACUGCAGAUCUGAUUGAGGACCACAGGAUAUGCGUGUGUGUUCGGACACGUCCACUGAACAAGAAAGAGCUGACCGUGAAGGAUCUGGACGUCAUCACCAUCCCCAGUAAAGACGUGGUCAUGGUCCACGAGCCCAAGCAGAAAGUGGAUUUAACCAGAUACCUGGAGAACCAGACGUUCCGCUUCGAUUACGCUUUCGACGACACCUCGACAAACGAAAUGGUGUACAGAUUCACCGCUCGGCCGCUGGUGGAGACCAUAUUUGAGAGGGGAAUGGCCACUUGUUUUGCUUACGGUCAGACGGGCAGCGGGAAGACUCAUACCAUGGGAGGAGAUUUUUCAGGGAAGAACCAGGAUUGCUCCAAAGGGAUCUACGCUCUCGCUGCACGGGAUGUUUUUCUCAUGUUAAAAAAACCAAACUACAAGAAGUUGGAUCUUCAGGUGUACGCAACGUUCUUUGAAAUCUACAGCGGGAAGGUGUUUGAUCUUCUGAACAGGAAGGCGAAGCUGCGUGUUCUUGAAGACGGGAAGCAGCAGGUUCAGGUGGUCGGGCUGCAGGAGCGAGAGGUCAAAUGCACCGAGGACGUGCUCAAACUCAUCGAGAUGGGCAACAGCUGCAGGACGUCUGGACAGACCUCGGCUAACGCUCACUCGUCCCGCAGUCACGCCGUGUUUCAGAUUAUCCUCCGCAGGAGGGGCAAAAUGCACGGUAAAUUCUCUCUCAUCGACCUGGCGGGGAACGAGCGAGGGGCGGACACGUCGAGCGCCGACCGACAGACGCGUCUCGAGGGCGCCGAGAUCAACAAAAGUCUGCUGGCGCUGAAGGAGUGCAUCAGGGCUCUGGGUCGAAACAAACCACAUACUCCGUUUAGAGCCAGUAAACUCACGCAGGUCUUAAGAGAUUCCUUCAUCGGAGAAAACUCUAGAACAUGUAUGAUCGCUACAAUCUCUCCUGGAAUGGCAUCAUGUGAAAACACAUUAAACACUCUGAGAUACGCCAACAGAGUGAAGGAGUUUGGGAUCAGUCCCUCCGAUAUUCCCUUCUCUCAGGGGGGCGGCGGGCGCUCCGAACUCUCUCCUACCUAUGAGUAUGAUGACUUUGCUACCUCACCCAGCAGGGUGAAGGAGCUGAGCAUCGACCCCAGUGCGGUGAUGGAGGGGCGCUCCGCCGGACACUCGGUCAGUCAGCUGGACGUGCUGGAGGCGCAGUGGGGAGUGGGCAGCUCUCCUCAGAGAGACGAUCUCAAGCUGCUCUGUGAACAAAAUGAAGAGGAAGUGUCCCCGCAGCUCUUCACCUUCCAUGAGAUGGUGUCUCAGCUGGUGGAGAUGGAGGAGCAGGUUCUGGAGGACCACCGUGCCGUGUUUCAGGAGUCCAUACGCUGGCUCGAGGAUGAGAAGGUUCUUCUAGAGAUGACAGAGGAAGUUGAUUAUGAUGUGGAAUCAUUUGCCACUCAGCUUGAGCAAAUCCUGGAUCAGAAGAUUGAUGUGUUAGCAGAGCUCAGAGAUAAAGUGAAGUCUUUCCGCUCGGCUCUUCAGGAAGAGGAACAGGCCAGUAAGCAGAUCAACCCCAAACGCCCGCGAGCCCUGUAGCCACACAGCACCAGCAGAACAACCCCAUCAGCCCUCAUCUCAUCUGUGUAUCUACAUGUGUAACCUGUACGUGAUGUGACGCUUUCUUUCAUCCGACAAAAGCACAUUUUAACUGUAUAGAUGAUUUGAGGUCAUACUCAACUGAAUGAUGAUAGAGUUUAAGGCCAUGAGAGGGCAUACGGUGAGCUAAUGCAUGAACAAACCAGCUCUGCAUCAUCUGACUGGACCGUGUGUGUGUGUGAGAAUCCUGUAAAUAUGUCAUUGACUCAUUCAUGCUUUUCAGAUGUAUAUAUACUGCUCAUCUACUUGCUUAACAGUUUACCAGGUAAUGAAAUGUGAUUAUACCGUCCCAAUGGAAAAGAGCAGAUACAGUCUAGAAAUAGUCACAAUUAGGGAUGCACUGAUAUAGACAUUUCAAUCUUAUUUUUAUGACUACUAAUUAAGGAAGCUUGUUUCCAACACAGGAUGACAAAAUAAAGGUACUUGUUUUUGGGAUGAAAAAAUAAUGCCACAAUUCUGCUUUAUAGAUAUAGUAUAUCUCAAAAUCCAUUUUUUUCCCUCAGAAUCAUGAGACAAACUCAGAAUUCGGACUUUCUCGCAAUUCUGUACUUUUUAAUUCUGCAGAAUAAAAAAAUAAUAAAAAAGGUAAUUGCAAUUUCUCACAGUUCUGGGGGUAUUGUGAGUUUGUCUUACAAUCCGGACUUUUCCGAAUUGUUCUGAACAGAGUUUAUAGCUCACAAUUCUGUUUAUAUCUCGCAAUUCUAACUUCUCAGAAUUGAUAAAAAACAAAACAAAAAAACAAACAACUGUGGGAUUACCUUUUAUUUUUUUAUUCUGUGAUGGAAACAAACUUCUUUAGCUAACCAGUCUGUAAUGUUUUUUAACCCUCUGGUCCUCUUAGGUAAUUUUUCACAUAAGUUUUUAAAUUUUUUUUUUAACCAAAAUCUGAGAUGGUACAAAAUUUGAAGGUUUUGCUACUUUCUAUGGGAACACAGGAAAAAACUAACUUAAAGGUUAAAUGGUCCUGAAUAAAAUAGUCACACACUUACACUGUUUGCUAUCUGAUGGGAAACAAAUUUCAUCUAGUGUAUAAGUUUGGUAGUGCGCCCAAAUAAAAUUCUACUGAAAGCUCAUUUUUUUGUGAUAUCAACCUCAAAUUUGGAACCCAACUUUAGAUUUAUGACUUUUUUUUUUCCUUUUAAGAAUAAAAUGUUUUGGAAAAUAUUUCAUAUAAAAUGUAAAAAAAAUCAAAUAAAAUUCUAUUUUUGUGCAUUUUUCAUACAUUUCUAUUACCUUUUUUUUUUAAAUACUUUUUUGUACUCCAAAGCAUUCAUGAUUUAAGACAGUUUAAGGUUUAUACUUUUUAUAAGUGGUUAAAAGACAAAUGGAUCAAAUUUUAAUACCAUAAAAUCCCUUGAAAAUACAAGAUAAAAAAACAUCAAACAUAAUUAAAAAUAACACAAAUUCAGUAAUUUUUCACUGACGUGAGGAGCACCAGAGGGUUAAAUGAAAACACACUGGGCAUCAUUUAUGAACCUCAAACAUGACAAUUAUUUUGAAUAAAUUUAUAUAUAUAUAUAUAUACACAUAUAAUGACAUGCUUCAUGUGAAAUCGGGCAUAAAAAUAUACAAGUGGGAAAUACUGUACAAGAAAAUUGGGGGGCCCCAUAUUGAUUGUAUUGGCCCAUAUUGAUAUAGUCAGAUAUAUAUUGUGCAUCCCUAGUUACAGUAGAAGUUGCAUGACUGCAAUACAGAUGAUCUCUAUAGAGACCUACAGAAACUGCUGAAUUUAAUAACUCGUGUAGCAGUGAGACGAUACGUGACUUUUUUUCUUUUGAUUGCCAGUAAGAGCCUUUACUGUAACAAAAAAACAAACAAAUGCAGGCCUUAUUGCACCAACUUCACAGUAAACUGUUAGAUUUCCAUGAAAGAAACGUGUCAGUGAACAAACUUUUAUUAAUUAAUCAUGCUAAUUCAGCUGAGAAGAACAGGCCAGAGAAGUUCAGAUAUAUUAAGAAGAACGAUUUUGUUACCAUACAGUGUUUUGUUUACAUUUUGAGGAAUAUGUAAAAGUGGUCAUUAUAACAUUCAGGCUACUGUCUCUUUUUUUUUUUUUUUAAAUGCUAUUUAUUAAAGCAUCAGUUGUUUUUAAUGUUGCCCAUCAAUGCUUGAAUGAUUUUGUCCCCGUCUCAUUUGAAGAGUUUGUGUGAUGAGGGAAUCUGGAUCUGUACGGGACUCAGUGUUUCAAUGUAUUACGUUGCUAAAAUAAAGAGCCAUUUGAAGACCUCAUUCUUCUGCUAUUAUUAUCCAGAAAACUAAAACCAAAACUUGUUUUUGAGAAAAUGUCCUCUGAACAAUCAAAAUCAUUUUUAGAUCUUUUGAAACAACUAGGAAAUUCAUUUAAACAUUAAGCACAGUGCCAAAGAAAAAAAUGCCGCCUUCUAAAA